ACAUAAAUAAUCUUUCAAAAAUUUUCGAUAAAUGCCUUGUUAUAUCUACCAUUUCAAUAAGUUCCUCGCAGAAAAUUGUUGAACUGGGUCCAAAAACUUGACAGUUUAAACAAUUCUUUAUCUUUUCAAUUGAACCGACUUUCUCGACGAUUGAUUUACACAUUAUCUUACAAAACCUUUGUAAUUGUUGUCGAUCGUUUUCGCAAUCAAUUUAAAAAUGUGUAGAUAGGAGAACAUAGCUGGUUAAAACCAUGGCCAAAUAUGAACUUGCAGGUGGUUUGAUUGUAACAGAACGUGUUUCCCCCAAUCUCCGGAUCUACAAUGUCGCCAAACACCAUGUCGGGAGUCUGUUGUGGUCCACAGACAGCGAUUUUCAUGGAGGCAAGAGAAAGGACAAGUCCGCCAUGUUUGUGUAUGAUGUUAUAACAGAAGCUGAUCUGGUAGCGCCAUGUCAGAAACCUUGGUUUUGUGGAUAUUUCCCGGCGCAUUCCUCGGAGUGGGGAGACCGGAAGUCACAGGUCAUCCAUGCGUGUCGGAGUUUCCACCCCGUAUCCAUUCCAAUGCGAGGCGAUAUUGUGGCGUUCCCUAACAAUAAUGGUCAGACACACUGUGGCAUUGUCUCCACAGGUGGUUGUUAUAUAGGAACUUCAGACAAAAGAAUCGUGGAAACUAAAAUACCGUCCUUUACAAAGAGGGUGUUCUGGCGGUAUGUCGGCAACGUACCCAGUACCAACAGAUCAAUGAGAUGAUGGUUAUGAUAUGGUAUCCAGUGUAAAUGUGUGUGGACUUCUUUCUCUUCAUCUGGUCCAACCGAGUGUUUGCUAUAACAGAGGAAAACUUUUUACAUUUUUUGUGGUAUUAGUAAAUUGUGAAAACAUAAAUAGCUGAAAUCAUCUGUAGAAAAACUAAAUCAGCUACUCGUGUUUGUGAGAAAUUGCAUGUAUCAUUCUAUUUGAGAAGCUACGUAUAAUAUUAAAUAUAUAUUCAUAACAUC
This is a messenger RNA of Saccostrea cuccullata (small rock oyster), 994 nucleotides long. RefSeq lists its product as uncharacterized. NCBI's taxonomy places the organism in Eukaryota, Metazoa, Mollusca, Bivalvia, Ostreida, Ostreidae. The transcript has 3 exons. Bases 252 to 749 code for a protein of 165 amino acids. The record is from RefSeq and is a predicted model, not a curated record.